CUUUUAAAGGGGAACAUGUGAGCAGGGAAUGGAAAUCGGAGAGAGAUAUAUAUCAGUAGAGAGAGACGCAGGAGGGGCGCUAUUCAGGGACGUAACCAGGACUAACUUGGGCAGCUCUCAGUAACAAGCCGGUUCCUGAAGACGUUCGCUGAGGAGAUAUUGGAAGAAACCCAUACCAAAGAUGAACGCGAUAGUUUUCAACAAAUUAAGCAACCAAGUCCUCAUUGAAGAAAAUGCGAAAGAGGUGGAAAUGAGCAGUAUAAACUACUUAGAGGUUCUUGAUCGGCAGCAUCCAGAUAUUCUGUCUGGCAACCAGCCAAUCAAAGAGAGCUCUCCCAUCAGGCAUAGGAAGCCUGGGUCCCGGCAGAGUGGCGGUAAGGUCAGGCACAAGCGGCAGGCCCUCCAGGACAUGGCGCGGCCUCUGAAGCAGUGGCUUUAUAAGCACCGCGACAACCCCUACCCCACCAAAACCGAGAAGAUCCUGCUGGCCCUGGGCUCCCAGAUGACCCUGGUCCAGGUGUCUAACUGGUUCGCCAACGCCAGGCGGCGGCUGAAGAACACGGUGAGGCAGCCCGACCUCAGCUGGGCGCUGCGGAUAAAGCUCUACAACAAGUACGUCCAGGGCAACGCCGAGAGGCUGAGUGUCAGCAGCGAUGACUCCUGUUCGGAAGAAGUGGAGAACCCCCUGCGGAAUGAGGCGGGACCCGUCGAGUUCAGCAAGCCCAUGUACCAGAGCGUUAUCAGGAAGGAGGGCGUGGUCAUCGGGGCGGGGCUGAGGGCCGACGCGUCCCUGGGCGAGGACUACACCUCCCCCGCGCCCAAAUACAAGAGCAACCUUCUGCACCGGUACCUCAACGACUCGCUGCGUCACGUCAUGGCCUCCAACGGCGUCACGGACUCGCGCAAACGCAACCACUCCGGCUCCUUCAGCUCCAACGAGUACGACGAGGAGCUGCUCUCGCCCUCGUCCUCGGAAACGGAGGCCAACUUCGUCUACCGCGCCGAGGCUGUGGACCACGGAUCGAGACAAUGUGACAACUCCCGGCAGGAGAAGGGCCGGGGCAGAGACGAGACGUCCUGGCGGGAGAUCAACGCCGCCAUGGCUCUGACCAACCUGGCCCAGGGGAAGGACAGCGAGUCAGGAACCACCAGCUGCAUCAUCCAGAAGUCCUCGCAUAUAUCGGAGAUAAAGACUGUCAAAGUGCCCCUGCAGCACAAGUAUUAGCCCCUGUGCGCGCCACAUUCACAACAUUCCUACCGAGCUCUUCGCAUCUUAACCUUUUUCUCUGGGUUUGUUUGGCAAAACUGCGUCUUUUCCCUUUUCUCAAGCUUUUUUUUAUUUUAUUUUUUUUACCCAUGCAUUGAGCAACCAUUUGUUUUUUUUAUAAUAACUGUAUUAAUGUUAAUUGCAUUAUGCCGAAAAAAUACACUUUUUAUAAUGUUAAAUUAUUUGAUGAAUCUGACGUUUUUCUAAUCUGAAAAUUGUAUUUUACUUUACCGAUGUGCCUUUUCACCUAAGAAGUACAGUCCAUGACUGAGACAUAAUUGUUGUUUGAAGUUAUAUAUUUUUAAAAAAUUAUUACUUUUUUCAAUUUUACAAUGACACUAUUUUUAAAAGACUGUUUUGAAGCUCAAAUUGACGCUCUAAUGCAAAAACCCAAGCAAUUCAAUCCAGCACUGAAGCCUCAAUUGUCAAACCCUGUUCAGGUUUUUUUAAACGGAAUCUGGAAGGUUUAUGACUGUUUAUAUUUUCACUGCACAUCCAACAUUAUCUCCAACAUGAAAUCAUUUGAAAUUAAAUGUUACAUAUGUUGUCUGAGAAAUGUUUUAUUGAAAGGACUGAACAAGUGAGCAAGGCCCUUGUCUGUGAGCAUUGGCCCUGUAAUUUGUCCGUUAGAGUGUUAGCGAUUUUUACAAACAUACAUUUAUACUCAUUCUUGCAUGAAGUAUUGCCCAAGAUUGUUAUUGGCCACAUGGGUUGUGCCUUAUUAUUCCUCCUUAUUAUAUGUUUUUUGUAUAAGUAUGUCCUUUUGGCAAAGUAUUUAAAGAUGAGGCGAAACCAGAAUGGGGAGCUCUAAACACAGUUAUGGUGAAGUAUUCCAGCACGGUUAUUAUUCCCGAGUAUCGGAGAUCGGCGUUCGUUUACAACGCUGUGUUUUCUUUACCAGUUUUAUAGUGCUGUGCUUUCAUUGGCCACUAUGUGAGGAAAUGAACAACUCGAGCACCUCCCAUUUUGCCACCCAGGGUUAAACGCUGUUACACGCACCCAUCACACGUUACCUGCUGUUAGAGUUGGGCUGUUCGUAAAGAUGGAGAGGAAAGUGUCCAGACUGUAUGUUGGUUCAUAGGAUUGUGAGCUUUGGGGUUUGGGGUUUGGGAUUGGCAUUUGUGAGUGAGAUUUUGGCAUUUGUGAGUGGGACUUUGAAUUUGUGAGGGGGAUUUUGCAUUUGUGAGUGCAACAUUGCAUUGGUGAAUAGGACUUUGGCAUUUGUGAAUGGGACUUUGGCAUUUGGGAGGUGGACUUUGGCCUUUGCGAGCUGUCCAGCACAGUCAAAUAAGACACUAGUGCUGUUAGAAGGUAUAGAUGUGGCUGUAUAUCAUCCAACCAAUCAUUUUAUGCAAUAAUCUUCAGCAUAAUUUCACCAUAACACGUGUUAAUGUUUUGUCCAUUAAACAUCUUUUUACGAAUUCCAGGUAACACCCAAGCACUGCUAUAAGCAGAAAACAUGUACAAUUCAUUAUUAAAAGAUCAGGAGCAAUACAGUGUAAUGAGAAUGAAUCCUGGCCACAUAUUUAACUGAGGUGAAGAUACGUUUUUUUUAAUGGACAGAUUGAUAUUUUUUUCAAUUUAUUUUGACUGAUUAAUGGCCCUUUGUGAAUAAUAUGGUGGGUUAAGAAUGAGCUUUUUAAAAUGUAUGUUUUGCUUGUAAAUUUGUGUUUAAUGUUUUGGGGUCGAUUUUAUUUCAAUUUUGUGAUUUGGUUUUCAAGCUUUUUUUACAGUAUGAUUUGUAAAUCAGUGUUCAUCGAUGUUCAAAAUACAGCACAUACAGACUUUCCUGUGUCCCUUGGAUUUCCGAGCUGUUUUUCCACCGCAUUUAACUGUGAGCUGGGUAGCUGGUAAAUAUGACUUUGUGAGGGGAGAAUUUCCUGAAGACUCCUCACAGUGAACCCUGGCCGACAUAUGCCCAUAUACAGCCAGGUCCCCAGAUAUGGCCCUCCACAGUGACUAAAUCGUACACUGUUGCGUCUAAGGCCACAGAAUACUGACAGAAUAAUUUCAGCAAUAACUGGGAAUACAGAGAUAGGUUAGCCCAGCAAUUCUGCGUUCAUGCAUACACACACAUACACACUCAUAAUCUCAGAUUAAAUUAGUGAUGAAAAUCGAUUGGCAGCUUUAUUAUACUUGUUGCUAUUUCCAGCCCUGCCGGUCUGUCUUAGACAUUGUUUCCAGCUGGUGGAAUUUGUGACUGCGUUUCUCCUGUAAAGUUUUUACGCUUUUUGUUUUCAGCUUUAAAAGUUCUGGUACUUUGUCUUUAUUGAUAAGUACGAAGUUACGCCGAUGUGGUAAGAUUACAGUUAAACAAUGAGAGGUUUUGGAGGCAUUUUUAUUUUCUGUUUCCAGUAACAGUGUUAAUACAUAUGAAUGUGGCCUCUGCACAGUGUGGCUUCAGUCCAGAGCACGGUGCUCACCCUACAGGACAAAGGGACAUCCCAAGGUGCUUGUCACACUGAAAUUCAGCUGUCUGGAGUUUUUUCUGUUGCUGUUUACAAGAGGCUGGAGCGACGUUUACACGUUUGACUUCUUCAGUCAUGUGUAUCGGUGUCAGUAUGUACAGUAUGUCAGGGUGUCAGCGUGUUGUUCUCGUUAAGUCCAGUGUUUCACUUUUGCCAUGUCACAUUAAUCACUGUCUUCUUUUGUUUUUUGUUUUUUUCAACUCAUGAAUCUGUCCACCUCCUUGUGUAAAUAUUGCAUCACUACAGUUCUAAUGAAUGGCAAGAGAAAGUAUGACUAUGAACAACAGAAGUCGUUUUUUGUUUUGUUUUUUAUUCUCUCAAUGUUACAAUCUGUUUGUCAGAAGUUACCACUUCUGUUCUUGGCAGACAUAAUGCACAAUGUUUGAAUUGUGAAGUUGCUCAUGUACAUAUAAAAACACUUUUAUAUUUAGUCUCAUUUUUGCCUUAAUGGGAAUAUGUGGAUAUGCAUUAAAAGCACUCUCGAUGAUCGAUUUUAGAGAAUAUUGAAUCAGAACUCUUCAUUGACUGUCCUCAACCUGUACUAUGUGCGUGUACAUAGUAUGUCCUGUUCCAUAUGAUCGACUUACAUGGGAGCAUAUGGUUUUAAUACCUUUGCUUUAAAGUGCCUUUACUCAAUUUGAUUAUGACAAAUAUUUCAAAAAGAGAGAAAGAAAUGACCCAGCAGUGCAGUGAGAAAUAUGUUACAGAGAAAAGGGCUUGAUACUGUGUUCUAUUUGAAAUUCUUUUUUCCUGAAGAAUGGAAAUAACUACUUUGUUCAUACUUUUUGAAUUCAUAAAUUAUUAAGGAGUUUAAAACUGGUGAUUCUUCUUUAUUUUUGUUAAGUUAUACAAAUUAAAAUGUUUUGUUAGAGACUGGAUAUUUGUCCUAUGACCAAAAGCUUACCAUCACAUUAUAAUGUGGGAAUUUAUUUGUAAACCCUUUCAACAAAACAAUGGUUUCUUUGUUUCCG
This is a messenger RNA of Conger conger (European conger), 4706 nucleotides long. Its product is annotated as homeobox protein Mohawk-like. The record is from RefSeq and is a predicted model, not a curated record. The transcript is spliced from 7 exons. Gene Ontology annotation, molecular function: RNA polymerase II cis-regulatory region sequence-specific DNA binding; DNA-binding transcription factor activity, RNA polymerase II-specific. Bases 182 to 1225 code for a protein of 347 amino acids. Gene Ontology annotation, biological process: regulation of transcription by RNA polymerase II; cell development; muscle organ development. NCBI's taxonomy places the organism in Eukaryota, Metazoa, Chordata, Actinopteri, Anguilliformes, Congridae. Gene Ontology annotation, cellular component: nucleus.